AUGGCUUCUUUGGACCUGCCCUACCGCUGUCCUCGUUGCGGGGAGCACAAACGCUUCCGGUCGCUGUCCUCCCUCCGCGCCCACCUGGAGUACAGCCAUACCUACGAGACGCUCUACGUGCUCUCCAAGUCCAACAGCGUGUGUGACGCCGCUACACUACUCCCCCUGGUGGCCGACGGAGACCUCCUCGCUCCUUCUGUCCCCGGCGGCAACCGCAGCAACAACAACGACCCCUUCGACGGACUUCAACUCCGCUCUUCCGCCUUCAGGGACUUCAAGGAGCGUCGCUUCCCGUGCCGCGAGCUUCCCUGUCCGGACGACCUCAGCGGUUUGUCCACAACGUCCAACGCCGUGGCUCGCUACAUCCCCAAUGUAGAGUUCCCCCUGGGGGAGAUCUUUGUGAAGAAAGCCAUGAGUGCAGCCGGUGACCAUCACGGUUCCCACAGCAACCAAAGCACGGCCGUGGCGGUGGCGGCGAAUGUGGCGGCGAGCGCGGUGGAGGCGGCCUAUGAGGAGGGUCUGGCCAGGCUGAAGGCAAGGGCCUUUGAGCGUCUGGAGCUGGACGAGAGGCUGGAGAAACUCUCAGAUGAGGUGGAGCAGAAGAUAGCUGCACGCGUGGGCCGGCUGCAGACGGAGCUGGAGAGGAAGAGCGGCGAGCUGGAGCGGGCCAAGCAUGAGAGCGAGCGGCUGGGCCAGGAGAAACAGGACCUGGAGGACAAGGCGUCGGAGCUCUCCCGCCAGGUGGACGUUUCGGUGGAGAUGCUGGCCAACCUCAAGCAGGACCUGGUCAGCAAGGAGGAGGAGCUCACCCACAAACAACAGGAGGUAACCCAGAUAGACCAGUUCCUCCAGGAGACGGCGGUGCGGGAGGCCAACGCCAAGGUGCGCCUGCAGCAGUUCAUCGAGGAGCUCCUGGACCGUGCCGACCGUGCCGAGAAACAGCUGCAGAUCAUCAGCAGCUGCGGGACCACGCCCAACGGCAGCAUGGGACGCUGCAGCCUGCCCGGCUCCAACAAGGCCUCCAACAAUGGACGCCAGAGGAACUCCAGCAUCUCGGGGACGUCUAGGGGCAUGUACCAAGUGUCUGACCGACGAUCCUCUCCCAGCACCGGAGUGUCGGGCCGGGUCAAGUCCUGCUCCCAGGGCUCGGGCGGGGGCUACGACAGCGGCGACAGCGUGGAGAUGCACGCCAUGGAAGAGUGCCCCGAGGACCAGUACUACCACGUCCAGUGUCGGCUGGGGGAAGGGGGCAGACAGGGAGGGGGCGGACAGUGCUACGAGAGGGCCGGGGUGUCCCGGAGCUGGGGGCUCCGCAAGCAGGCCAUCCAGAACUGGCAGCGGCGACCCUACCGGAACAGCACGGAGGGGGAGGAGGGUGACGUGUCGGACGUGGGCUCCAGGACUACCGAGUCGGAGGCGGAGAUGUGGGAGCAGCAGGAGAGGAGGGCCACCAUGGCUGAGACGCAGCAGUCUGGAGCACCGAGACAAUCUGGGUACCGCCUAGCCACAGGCCGGUCCGAGGGGGGCUAUCGUCACAACAAGCCGUGUCGCCACGACAAGAGCCCGUCCCGGUCCAACAGCGAGGUGAUCAGCCCGGAGAUACUGAAAAUGAGGGCGGCUCUGUUCUGUAUCUUUACCUACCUGGAUACCAAGACCCUGUUGAGGGCCGCGGAGGUCUGCAGGGACUGGAGGUUUGUGGCCCGCCACCCUGCCGUGUGGACCCGGGUGCUGCUGGAGAACGCCCGCAUCUCCUCCAAGUUCCUGAGUACACUGUCCCAGUGGUGCACCCAGACCCAUUCCCUCAUCCUCCAGAACCUCAAACCACGACAGAGGGGCAAGAAGGAGAUCAAGGAGGAGUACCUCAAGAGCACACGGGGUUGUCUGGAGGAGGGUCUGGAGUCCUUGCUGAAGGCUACAGGAGGGAACCUGUUGAUCCUCAAGGUGUCUCAUUGUCCCAACCUGCUAACUGACCGCUCCCUGUGGCUCGCCAGCUGCUACUGCCGAGCCCUGCAGGCCGUCACUUACAGGAGUGCCACAGACCCUGUAGGACAGGAGGUGAUCUGGGCUCUCGGAGCAGGCUGUAGAGACAUAAUCUCUCUCCAGGUGGCACCACUACAUCCAUGCCAACAACCGGCUCGCUUCAGCAACCGAUGUCUGCAGACCAUUGGCCGAUGCUGGCCACACCUCAGAGCCCUGGGCGUGGGCGGGGCAGGGUGUGGCCUUCAGGGACUAGCCUCGUUGGCGAGGAACUGCAUGCGUCUGCAGGUGUUGGAGCUGGACCAUGUGAGUGAGGUCAACCAGGAAGUGGCAGCUGAGGUUUGCAGGGAGGGUCUGAAGGGCCUGGAGAUGCUGGUCCUCACCUCCACCCCGGUCACCCCUAAGGCCCUGCUACACUUCAACAGUGUGUGUCGUAACCUGAAGUCCAUCGUGGUGCAGAUCGGUGUCGAGGACUACUUUGAGGACCCCAACAGCCCUGAGGCUAGGAAGCUCUUUGACGAGAUGGUGAACAAGCUGCAGGGCUUGAAGAAGAGACCGGGCUUCUCCAAAAUUCUGCACGUGAAGGCGGACAUCCUCUGCUAA
Salvelinus namaycush (lake trout) is the source of this 2580-nucleotide messenger RNA. Its product is annotated as F-box only protein 41-like. The transcript has 13 exons. The record is from RefSeq and is a predicted model, not a curated record. Lineage: Eukaryota; Metazoa; Chordata; Actinopteri; Salmoniformes; Salmonidae. Bases 1 to 2580 code for a protein of 859 amino acids. Gene Ontology annotation, molecular function: protein binding.